Messenger RNA from Dovyalis caffra, 1263 nucleotides. The record is from the annotation of a GenBank genome assembly. NCBI's taxonomy places the organism in Eukaryota, Viridiplantae, Streptophyta, Magnoliopsida, Malpighiales, Salicaceae.
AUGAAAGGAGUGUCCAGCCGCUCGACCAUAGAGCACUAUGAAAGCCUUGUUUCCAGCAAACCAAGAAGCAAUCAAGAUUCCACGCCAACAUACAGGGCUCAUAAUGCCUAUCCUUUGACGUCUGGUUUCAGGAAAAGCGCAAAUGAGAGGGCAUUGGAGUAUACAGAACCUGGGAAUCCAUCUUCGUUGAUGGCUCUACCAGAGUGGGACCAUUCUUCAUGGCCCGCGGCCUACGUGACUAAGGGGGAUCGUGACCCUCGCGUUUCGGGAAUAUACACCAAAGAUGAGAUCCUCGAGUUGGCGGCUGCCUGCCGAAAGAAGAAGAGGUCGCCAGGGGAGGGUAGUCAGACGGUCAUUCAAGAGCUGGGUCACGUUACCAUUACUAAGAAAAGUAACGCUAGUGAAAGUCAGUUUCGGUUAGCGGGACAGCUGGAAGUCGAGGGUGACUUUCAAGCAAUAAGUAGGCGCAGUUGGAAAGCGAUGCGCUCAAGUCUUUAUGGAGAAAUAGGUAGUAAAGAAAGUCUUCUUUGCGGUGAGCGAAGAUUUGGUCUCAAUCAAAAAGAGCCUAUUUUCAAGUUCCUUGCCUUAGAGUUCGAGUUGCCAGAGCGGAGAGGAAUGGCAGAACUCUUGACCUUACGAGACGAGGGCUACGCUGUAGCAAAGGAAGAAGGCGUAGAGGCUCUGCCUUAUCUGGUCUCCGGAGAUGGAUCUGACCCUGGCCCUGGCUUAACCACACUACGACUUAUUCAGUAUCAUUUGAAGACUGCUAUUGAAGACUGGAAGCGUGUCGGAAAUGGCACUUUACAGCAAGAAGAAAGAACAACGAAAGUCGAAGAUAGGCUUGUAGCCUCACCGGAAUCAGAUUCUGUAGCUGAUACAACUGAUCUUCCUUCAUCUCCUUUCCCAUCCGCCCGGUGGUUCCGCUGUUGCAUGGUUGCGAUCCACCAUGCCCCAUCCUUCCAGUGUACGAGUGCUGCUUUGCUGCUUCUUGGCCUCGCUCUUGCUUUGAAAAGAUGGGUCGCAGCCUGGCUCUCCCCUAACGUUCCUAGGACCGCAACAUUUUCUGCCUUUGCAGCUCCAUAUCAUAUGAUGCAAUCGAUCCUUAAUUCCAUCCAGCCUCAGCAGCGUAGAUUGACUGAUAACACUACAUUAAACUCUCGGCUACUAAGCUCUCGAUUUUCUGGCUUAGCAUUCUUAGGCACGGGAACAGGGAAGAGGCUGCAGAACGACCAUUCUUAUAUGGAAUUCGACCUAUGGUUCUGA